This is a messenger RNA of Coccidioides posadasii C735 delta SOWgp, 1966 nucleotides long. RefSeq lists its product as uncharacterized. Gene Ontology annotation, cellular component: plasma membrane. The record is from RefSeq and is a predicted model, not a curated record. Gene Ontology annotation, molecular function: sucrose:proton symporter activity. Lineage: Eukaryota; Fungi; Ascomycota; Eurotiomycetes; Onygenales; Onygenaceae.
AUGCCGUCGUCAGUGCCAGCUAGAGAGGACGUUAGAUCUCCUCUCCUUACGGAGAACUCAAGGCGAUCUGGGGAGGUUUGGGAAGAUGCAACUGCUAUUGCAAGACAGUCCGAUAAAGAGGGCGAGUCGAAGAGUAGCUGGUAUUUGUUUUUGCUGACUUUAAGUAUUGGCGGGCUGCAGAUUGUCUGGUCUGUUGAACUAUCAAAUGGAUCGCCCUACCUACUUUCUCUGGGAAUGAGUAAAUCCUUACUUGCAUUUGUAUGGAUUGCUGGACCCUUGACUGGGACACUUGUUCAACCCUAUGUGGGGAUUCGCAGUGACAACUGUCGGGUUCCAUGGGGAAAGCGAAAGCCUUUUAUGAUUGGAGGUGGGAUUGCUACGGUAAUAUCUCUGAUGGCACUCGCCUGGGUUCGUGAGAUGGUCGGGGGAGUGUUGGGGAUAUUUGGGGCCGGCGCUCAAUCCGAAGGCGUCAAAGUGACCACGAUCGUGGUGGCAACUUUCUUCAUGUUUUGUCUCGAUUUUGCUAUAAACACAGUUCAAGCAGCAAUACGUGCUUUUAUUGUUGACAAUGCGCCUGCGCACCAGCAAGAAUCAGCGAAUGCCUGGGCUAGUCGGCUCACCGGCAUUGGCAACAUUCUAGGUUAUAUUUCAGGUUAUCUGGAUUUACCUAAAGUCCUUCCCUUCUUCGGGAAUACGCAAUUUAAAGUGCUUUGCGUGAUUGCCUCUCUCGCAUUGGGAACCACUCUUCUCAUUAGUUGUUUAUAUAUUCAAGAACGAGAUCCUCGACUAGAAGGCCCACCUCGCAGCAAGAAUCCAGGAGUUAUAUGUUUCUUCAAACAGGUUUUCGCGUCCAUUAAACGGUUACCACCGCAAAUUCGCAAAGUAUGCGAGGUCCAGCUUUGCGCCUGGGUGGGGUGGUUUCCAUUCUUGUUUUACUCAACUACUUAUAUCGGACAGCUCUAUGUCAAUCCGAUUUUUGACCAGCAUCCGGAUCUCCCUGAAGACGCCAUAUCAGCUAUCUGGGAGGAGGCCACGCGGGUGGGCACCUUUGCUCUCUUGGCCUAUGCGGUCACGUCGUUUGUUGCGAGUAUGGUCCUUCCGCUACUUGUCGUUCCCACUUAUCGUCCGGCUUUAGCGCAGGAUUCCGAUACCGACACCACGUCUAGUGAUCGGCCCUAUCUGAGUCGCCAUCCAUCAACUUCGACUCUCUCGUUCACCGCCUCGGCGGGUGCGGCAAUCGAAACGAGCCAUGAACCUGUACAGCCCUCCGAAAAAUACAACGUUCUCUCUAAGCUCCAAAUACCGGGUCUUACACUCCGAAGAUUGUGGUUUCUUUCCCAUGUUUUGUUUUCUUUGUGCAUGUUUAGUACGUUUCUCAUAUACUCCCCCCAGGCUGGAACUGUGGUAAUCGCCAUUGUUGGGAUAUCCUGGGCACUCACCCUUUGGGCUCCGUUUGCGUUUAUUUCGGCAGAGGUUGCAAAGAGUGAUGCGGAGAACCGGGAGCGAAGACAUCAGCUUAGGCAGGGUAUUCCCGACCUCAGUCACGGUCAUCCAGGCUCAGAAUGCGACGAGAACGGGAGCAGCGAGGAAACGGUCGAUCAAGCUGGAGUAAUUUUGGGGAUUCAUAAUGUCGCCAUCUCGUUUCCACAGAUUGCCUCGACGCUGAUCAGCAGUGCAAUUUUCAAGGCGCUGCAAAAGCCUAGAGGGGAGCCGUGGGACGACAGUGUUGGCUGGGUCUUGCGUUUUGGUGGCUGCGCAGCUCUAGGUGCUGCAUACAUUACAACACGGCUGGGCGAAGGGGCUGGUGGCAAGACUUCUGGAGAGAACGGGGAUAUGGCGUAGUUGAGCUCUUGACGAUUUAUAUGGACCUGGACGUCUGGGUAUGUAUGGAGUAAUUGUUUUAGUGUUUUUUUUGAGUUCACACUGUAUGGAAUCCGCAAUAUAUAUACAUAUCUACUUUUGUAGG